Molecule: messenger RNA, 471 nt
Organism: Miscanthus lutarioriparius
Lineage: Eukaryota; Viridiplantae; Streptophyta; Magnoliopsida; Poales; Poaceae
Source: the annotation of a GenBank genome assembly
AUGGCGGGGGAGGCCAAGAAGCUCUUCGCCGCGUCCGAGGUCGCGCUCCACGCCUCCAGGAAGGACUGCUGGGUCGUCAUCGGCGGCAAGGCGAGUGAGAAGGAGAUCUUGCUUGCUGUGUAUGAUGUGACCAAGUUCUUGGAGGACCACCCUGGGGGAGAGGAUGUGCUCCUCCAUGCAUCAGCCUCUGGGGAUGCCACGGAAGCAUUUGAAGAGGUGGGACACAGCACUUCAGCUGUCAGCAUGAUGGACAGCUACUUGAUCGGAAGCAUCAAGGGCUAUGUUUGUCCGAGUGCAUCGAAGGCCACAGAUCCUUGGAGCGCUGAUGUACCACCAAAUUCCAGGACAAUGCAAGGGAACAAAGGCCCUCCUAAUCCAAAUACCUUCCUGGACUUUCUACUCCCAUUGUUUGUGCUAGGCCUGGCAUUUGCAGCUUGGUAUUACCUAACCUUCAUCUCCAAGAACCAUUAA